UCACCACAAAUCAAGAACAGAUUCGCGAGAUGUUAGAAAAUCUUGCAAUCGUUCAUCAAGUCUAUACUAUUGAGCAAAUACAACGAUGCAAGACAGACAAAAAUAAAGACGGUGUUAUUUUGCCAAGAGACUUGAAGUUAAAUUCCACUAACGAAAGAUUAUAUGACAAUCAGGAUGAUGAUGAGAAACUAAUCAAAGUACACCAAUUACUUGUUACGAACAAGUUUAUUCCCUUGUCGAAGAAUUUAUUCAAAUCAAUCGUUCUUGGCGGUUCGGGUUUCAUUUUCCAAGUAUCUGAAGAUGAAUACAAAAUCAUCAAACAUCCUAUGUCUGCUAUCGUCUUUGGAAGAUCUGGAACUGGAAAGACAACAUGUAUCGUGUUUCGACAGAUUGCUUCAUACCUUAUGAAAUCCAGUCAAUCCAGUAACAAACUUUACAAGACUCCAUCCUUACAUACAAAUGUUAUAGAUGCAAACGUUUUUAACAAAAGACAAAUAUUCAUUACC
Molecule: messenger RNA, 506 nt
Organism: Racocetra persica
Lineage: Eukaryota; Fungi; Glomeromycota; Glomeromycetes; Diversisporales; Gigasporaceae
Source: the annotation of a GenBank genome assembly